AUGGCAUGCCGAAACCCCAUCAUCCCCGGUUUUGCGCCGGAUCCAUCGAUCGUCCGAAUUCAAGACACAUUCUACCUGGUCAACUCGUCCUUCCACCUCUACCCGGGCCUUCCCAUCUUUGCAUCCAAAGAUCUAAUCGACUGGACACAUAUCGGGAACGCCAUUCACCGACCAACACAGCUGAGUCUCGCGAGGUCCUGCACAAAUCUUAUCUUCUCCUCGGACGAUUCAAUCGAAAAAGCCCCAGUAACUGGGGGACUCUAUGCGCCCACGAUUCGGCACCAUGACGGAACAACUUACAUCAUCUGCACGAACGUGGUCUACAACGAAGCCGAAGACACGGGGGACUGGGCAUCUGGUCUCUCAUUCCAAAGCUUCAUAAUCUCGACGACGGACAUCCGCGCCGGCCAGUGGAGUGAUCCGAUCUUCUUCGACUACCAUGGCAUCGAUCCGGAUCUGUUCUUUGACGACGACGGCCGCGCCUACAUCAGCGGCUCAUCCUGGCGCCCUUCACCGUCGUGCGGUAUCAGUUGCUUCGAGAUCGAGAUCGAUACAGGACGCAAGCUAAGCGAGGAAACGAUGCUCUGGUACGGCCAUACUCAGAUAAUCCCGGAGGGCCCGCAUAUCUACAAACGCGGGGGGUAUUACUAUCUGCUCGUCGCAGAAGGAGGAACCCACGAAGGACACUGCAUCACUAUCGCUCGCGCAUCUAGCAUUUGGGGCCCGUAUGAGUCCUGCGAUCGCAACCCAAUUCUCCAAUCGACCGGUAUGCACGAUCCGUUCGCCUAUUGUCACUAUAACGGACACGGGGAUCUGGUCCAGGACCUGCAAGGCGACUGGUGGAUGGUGUGUUUGGGGGUGCGAAAGGACAGAGCCGGGCGGAUGAUCCUUGGUCGCGAGACCUUUUUAGCAGCGGUGAAAUGGCCGGCUGGUGAGAUUUGGCCGCAGAUCGAGCAUCCAAUUCCGCGGGCGAUGUAUCGACGUUUGGAGGGGGGCAAUGCCGAAGGGGACAGUGGCUGCUCGACGAUGUCGUCGCCGAUGGAGAUGAUUCCAUCUCCGUUGUCCCCGGACAUGGAUCUGGUCUGGAUUCGAGAUCCGGAUUUCAGUCGGAGUUGGAUUUCAACAGACGGGAGAUUGGUUUGUCUAUUAGCCUCGCCGACGGAUCUUGGGGAAUGUACCGGGCAGUCGAUGUCCUUCAUCGGAAGGCGCCAACGUCGUCUCGCUGGCUCCGCCUCUGCUGCCCUGGUUCUUUCUCAAGAGUCUGAUACUGAAGGAGCCGUAGACGCCAAGCUUGGUUUGGCGUAUUACAAGGACGAGCACCGGUAUGCGAUGAUUAUGUAUGAACCUGGUGUGAGGACGGUGGCUUUCGAAGUAUUAAAUCGCGCCAAGGACCCACAGGUGUGGAGGGAAAAGCGAGUGGAGGUCAACUGUGAAGAUGCUAAGACGAUCACCUUCAGAAUCGUGUAUACGGAGCAGCUCAUCUACUUUUUGUAUCGAUUGGGAUCGACGGCCGAUCGAGAAGGGUGGAAUCCGUGUGUGUUGGUUGACACGCUGGACUUGUCGGGGCACGACUUUACCGGGCCUGUCAUCGGGGUGUUUGCUACCGGGCUUGGAGAGGAGUGGAAUAGAUUUGAAGAGGUCGAUAUAUAG
Aspergillus steynii IBT 23096 is the source of this 1650-nucleotide messenger RNA. RefSeq names its product putative xylosidase/arabinosidase. The record is from RefSeq and is a predicted model, not a curated record. The transcript has a single exon. NCBI's taxonomy places the organism in Eukaryota, Fungi, Ascomycota, Eurotiomycetes, Eurotiales, Aspergillaceae. Gene Ontology annotation, biological process: carbohydrate metabolic process. Gene Ontology annotation, molecular function: hydrolase activity, hydrolyzing O-glycosyl compounds. The coding region runs from base 1 to 1650 and encodes 549 amino acids.